This is a messenger RNA of Vidua chalybeata, 3296 nucleotides long. It is a transcript of the gene SEPHS1, whose product is annotated as selenophosphate synthetase 1. The record is from RefSeq and is a predicted model, not a curated record. Gene Ontology annotation, cellular component: cytoplasm. The transcript has 8 exons. NCBI's taxonomy places the organism in Eukaryota, Metazoa, Chordata, Aves, Passeriformes, Viduidae. Gene Ontology annotation, biological process: L-selenocysteine biosynthetic process. The coding region runs from base 792 to 2174 and encodes 460 amino acids. Gene Ontology annotation, molecular function: ATP binding; selenide, water dikinase activity.
UCAAAAUGACACCUGAGGAAAUGACACCUCUAUCUCCCUGGGGCCACAGUCUUAGCUCUGCACUCAGAAAAAUUUAAUGUUGGCCAAAUUUUGCCCAUUGUCAGGUCCAUUUGAUCCUCUCACUUUCCUUCUUGCCCAACAUUUCAGUGUGACAUGGAUCAAAUGUGACUUUUUGUCCAGUUUCUGGGCAAAAUUCAGCAUUGGUGGAGGAUCUGGCUCUGUAGGUGCCAGGUCUCCUCAGCUCUGGUUAAAUUUCCCACCCAAAUUGUUCCCAAUCUCAAAGUUUUCAUAUUGAAGGAGAAGGUGUCAGAGCAAGGAAUUCUACAGGCAGACUCAUGCUUCUCAGGGGAAACAUCAGCGUGUGUGGGGAAGAAUUUCUUCACAGAAAGGAUGGUUAGACAUUAGAACAGGUUCCCGAGGUGGUGGAGUCACCAUCCCUGGAGGUGUUUAAGGAAAGCCUGGAAGUGGCACUCAGUGCCAUGGUCUGGUUGACAAGGUGGUGUUUGGUCACAGGUUGGACUCGAUCUCAGAGGUCUUUUCCAAUCGAUUUCUAAUCGAUCCUGGGAUUAGGGGAAAUGGCCUUAAACAGAGACAGGGGAGAGUCAGAUUGGAUUUCAAAGAAGCAUUUUUUUCCCUGUUGGGUUGCCCAGGCAGGUGGUGGAGUCACGGUCCCCGGAGUUCAGUUUAAGAGGCGCUGGGUCGGGCGCUGGUUGAUGAGGUUUGGUGUCUAAGGGGUUACAGCGGCAGUGCGGGCUUGGACUUCGUGAUCUUGAUGGUCUCUUCCAACCUCGAUGAUUCCGGGACUGCAUGAAGGCACCAGACCCCACACGCACACCCGGGCUGCCCACACGUGCCGAGCUGAGGGGCGGGGGCGCGCAGGGGGGGCGGUGUCGCGACAUGUCGCGCUGCAACGGCGCGCGCCCCCGCGCGGGAACGCGCGUGGGAUGCGGUGUGAGGGGGAGCGGGAGGGGGCGGGAAGCGCCGAGCGGGGAGGCGGGAGGGAAAGGGAGGGAAAAGCAGGGAAAGGGAGGAAAAGGGGGGGGUUUAACCCCCCCGUGCCCGGCGGCGGCGGCGGCAUUUUCUAUUCAGGCGGCGCUGAGGGAGCCCGUCGCGCCCGGUGCAUUGUGGGACCGCGCUGGGAGUCCCGUUCGCGGGAGGAGGCGGAGGGCGAGGAGGCGGCGAGAGCCGGAAUUGGGAUGGACACUUGUGUUAUUCCAUUAAGACAUGGAGGUUUGUCAUUAGUCCAGACGACAGAUUAUAUUUAUCCUAUUGUGGAUGACCCUUAUAUGAUGGGACGAAUAGCGUGUGCCAAUGUCCUAAGUGACCUUUAUGCCAUGGGGGUCACAGAAUGCGACAACAUGUUGAUGCUCCUUGGGAUCAGCAAUAAAAUGACAGAUAGGGAAAGAGACAAAGUGAUGCCUCUAAUUAUCCAGGGUUUCAAAGAUGCAGCAGAAGAGGCAGGAACAUCUGUUACUGGUGGCCAAACAGUGUUAAAUCCCUGGAUUGUUUUAGGAGGAGUGGCCACAACAGUCUGUCAGCCUAAUGAAUUUAUAAUGCCAGACAAUGCAGUGCCAGGAGACGUGCUUGUAUUAACUAAACCCUUGGGAACACAAGUGGCUGUAGCUGUCCACCAGUGGCUAGAUAUUCCUGAAAAAUGGAAUAAAAUCAAACUCGUGGUAACGCAGGAAGAUGUAGAACUAGCAUAUCAGGAGGCAAUGAUGAAUAUGGCACGGCUGAACAGGACAGCUGCUGGACUCAUGCACACUUUCAAUGCACAUGCAGCUACAGACAUCACAGGAUUCGGGAUCCUGGGGCACGCACAGAACCUUGCCAAGCAGCAGCGGAACGAGGUGUCCUUUGUUAUCCACAACCUGCCCGUCCUGGCUAAGAUGGCUGCUGUCAGUAAGGCCUGUGGCAACAUGUUCGGCCUCAUGCACGGGACUUGUCCAGAGACUUCAGGAGGCCUCCUCAUCUGCUUACCACGAGAGCAGGCAGCGCGUUUCUGCGCCGAGAUCAAGUCCCCGAAAUACGGCGAAGGCCACCAGGCGUGGAUUAUCGGCAUUGUAGAGAAGGGCAACCGCACGGCCAGGAUUAUAGACAAACCCCGGAUCAUUGAAGUGGCACCACAGGUGGCCACUCAGAACGUGAAUCCCACGCCUGGUGCCACCUCUUAAUAGAGAUGAAUUAGCUGUUUGUUUUUAAAUAGAUCUAUUCCCUUAUCAUCCUACAAUUUAAAGAACUGUAAAAAGAAAAGAAAACUUGUUGUGUCUGCACAUCUGGUGGCCUUAGGUCAGUUUAUGAGUGGAUACAAAUAAUAAAAUCCAUUGCCUUUUUUUCCUGUUACAUUAACUGAAGAUGCACCUAAUCUUGAGGCAGCUUCUGAGUUGAGAAUUAUAUUGUUAUCCAAUACUGUUGAUUCAUUUUGAAUCUUUAGACACUUAUCUCUUGCCGCAUAGGCUCUUUUUAAAGGUGCUUUCACGUAGCACAGACAUUACCAGAAGUAGUGUCGAAUAGCAGUUUGUGUCCUUUCAUUAUGUGUAUAUUUAUCAUGAAUCUAAUUUUGAUGCCUUGAGUGAUAUUCCAGAAAGGCAAUAAAUUGACAAGAGACACAGUGGGUUACCCAGUAGUAAGAGGUUGCAUGAUUGCAUUCAAUCUUCAAUUUUUAAAAAAAAAAUUAUUUUAUUUUCUAAAUUUUUUUGUAAAGUUUAGUCUUACCAAGAGCAUCUACGACCCUGGACAUUGCUUGGUAGUGCACUCAGUUUAAACAGCAAGUGCUGACUUUUUGCAUGGAAAGCGCUUCAGAGUCGAAGGAGUCAUUUUGAAUUUCAUUAUUUGUAGACCUGACAAUAUUUACUGUAUUAUCAAUGAUUGUUUUCUUUAUUGAUAGUAAGGACAAAUCUUUUUUUUUUUUUUUUUUUUUUUUUUUGCAACGUGAUUGGAUGUGCUAUAGUGCAACAAAGGUUUUGCAGACCAAAAGGAGGUUACUGUAUAAUAUUCAUUUACAAUUCACUAUAUAAAUAACUACACAAAUAAUUUUUAAAUAUAAUCAAACUAAAAUAAACCUCUGUUCUGUGGAUGGUAGUGUUUAAUACAUUUUAUAUUUUGUAUAGUGAUUACAAGCCUUUUUUGUUUCUUUAAAAAUCAGCAGCUGUUUAGUAUAAUACUUAGUAUUAUUUUGUUCUUUGCUCAAAUACAAUUUUCUGCACGCUUUUGUGAUCUGUGUUUAAAACCAACAUUGCCAACAAUGCAGCUUGAACUUAAGCUUGUUAUUCAAAAUAAAUAUUUAAUUUUUUUUA